Hippocampus comes (tiger tail seahorse) is the source of this 2462-nucleotide messenger RNA. It is a transcript of the gene chrnb3a, whose product is annotated as cholinergic receptor nicotinic beta 3 subunit a. Gene Ontology annotation, cellular component: postsynaptic membrane. The coding region runs from base 502 to 1911 and encodes 469 amino acids. The record is from RefSeq and is a predicted model, not a curated record. Gene Ontology annotation, biological process: monoatomic ion transmembrane transport. NCBI's taxonomy places the organism in Eukaryota, Metazoa, Chordata, Actinopteri, Syngnathiformes, Syngnathidae. The transcript has 8 exons. Gene Ontology annotation, molecular function: transmembrane signaling receptor activity; acetylcholine-gated monoatomic cation-selective channel activity.
UUGAUUUGACCUCGUAGUCCUUUAGCUGUUCAACUUUCAACUUUCACAAUUGAUUGGCGCGUGCAUCCGUGUGAUGUAAAAUAGGUUUUCUUGUACCGUUUUUUUUUUUUUUUUUUUUGCAUUAGCACUGUAUUUCUCGUCAUGCUCGCAGGAGGUGAAAAAGUCUCAUCGGAAUUAGAGCGUGACAUAACUGCACGGUGGGAGGACGUACAUGUAUCAAUAUUUCUUGUGGACACUGUGUCGCUUUCUACCUUUAAUGGGGAAGCCCCCUGCCCCUUCCUUCGACAGCGGCGGUCUCUUCACCGGGACUCACUCGCAAGGUGACGCCGGCUUUGGUGACAGUACACCAGCGGGGAGCGUCUUCACAACAUCGGAGCGAAGACGUGCCGUUCUCGCCGCCCCCCGUUAGUGGAUUUAAAUUGAACGUCAAGGUAGCGAUAUUUCUGCUUUCUGGAGAAAUCUGGUUUGAAAUCGGUUGACUUAUCAACUGUCAAACGCACGAUGAAGUUUGUGCUGCUCGCGUUGUGGUCGCUCCUGACUGCGGAAAAGGUUGCCGUCCAAGCUCAAGAUGACUUUGAGUCACUAGCCGAGUUGGAGGAUUCCUUACUGAGAAACCUCUUCCAGGGUUAUCAGAAGUGGGUUCGGCCUGUGCGGCAUGCCAAUGACACCAUUACUGUGCGCUUUGGACUCAAGAUCUCACAACUGGUGGAUGUGGAUGAAAAGAACCAACUGAUGACUACAAAUGUCUGGCUUUGGAAGGAAUGGGUCGAUGUCAAGCUGAAGUGGAAUCCAGAUGAAUAUGGCGGGAUCACAUCCAUCCGAGUACCUUCAGAGACAAUAUGGCUGCCAGACAUCGUACUGUAUGAAAACGCGGAUGGCCGGUUUGAGGGUUCCCUGAUGACAAAAGCCAUUGUUCGAUGGGAUGGGACGAUAACAUGGACCCCGCCUGCCAGCUACAAGUCCUCUUGCACCAUGGAUGUCACCUACUUUCCCUUCGACCGCCAAAACUGCUCCAUGAAGUUUGGUUCCUGGACUUAUGAUGGAAACAUGGUUGAUUUGAUUCUGGUGGAUCAUUAUGUUGACCGCAAAGACUUUUUUGACAAUGGCGAGUGGGAAAUCCUCAAUGCAACAGGAAUGAAGGGAAGCAGGAGGGACGGGGUGUACUGGUACCCCUUUGUAACUUACUCCUUCAUCCUCAAGAGAUUGCCCUUGUUCUACACCCUCUUCCUCAUCAUCCCGUGCCUCGGUCUGUCCUUUCUUACUGUACUGGUCUUCUAUUUACCAUCAGAUGAAGGAGAGAAACUGUCACUUUCCACAUCUGUGUUGGUGUCACUCACUGUCUUCCUCCUGGUCAUAGAGGAAAUCAUCCCAUCAUCCUCAAAGGUGAUCCCAUUAAUUGGAGAAUACUUGCUCUUUAUUAUGAUCUUUGUCACCUUCUCCAUUAUUGUAACCGUUUUCGUCAUUAAUGUCCAUCACCGCUCCUCUGCAACCUACCACCCCAUGGCUCCCUGGGUGAAGACCCUUUUCCUUCAGAGACUACCCAGGCUGCUGUGUAUGCGGGGGCACACGGACAGAUACCACGACUCGGAUAUUGCCAUAAACAGCCCUGAGCUGAAGCCUUGUAAGGGUAUAGGAAAAAAACGGCCUCCUGGACAGCAGAGAAGGCCCCUGGGAGGGAAGGUGGAGGAGAAUCAAGCCUGGCUUGCCAUGCUGGAGAAAGCCACGCAUUCUGUCCGCUACAUCAGUCAUCACAUCAGAAAAGAGCACUUCAGCCGUGAGGUUGUACAAGACUGGAAGUUUGUGGCUCAGGUGUUGGAUAGGAUUUUCCUGUGGGCCUUCCUCACUGUGUCAAUAUUAGGAACAGUCCUCAUCUUCACACCAGCCUUGCAGAUGUACCUCAGCUCACCAUAAUGAACAUAUACGCACUUGUGACUUUUCUUCUGGAAUUCUUGUUUUUCAGAGUGCAGAGUUAGAAUAAAAUUUACAUUCAUCUUUUUUUUUUUUUUUUGUGAAAGUAAGUUCUAACCCCAAACUUGUAACCCCAUUUAUUAAGUAGCAUGCACAACAUGAUGAGGACAAAUAGCAAUCGGCGGGUAACAGUUGCAUGAAUGGUUUUAAACAGCAAUUUACAUACAGUGUAUAAAUGUCACCGAUGCAAUACUGUAAACCGUAGAACUAAUACCAUUCACCAAUAUAUUGAUUUGCAUCCAACACAGCCUGCUUGGCAAGGCGAUGGCGCUCACUACUCUGUAAUUAUAAAAAUGUUUUUAAUAAAAAGGUGUAACGUCAACACUGAACUGUUCAUUAAAUUGAGAGUUGAUAAUUUGAUGACGUAUUAUGUCUGACUGUAAUGACAUCAAAUGACCACUAAAGGGCAGCAAAUGCAUUUUACUGCAUUAAUGAGCACGUCGGCAAGCUAGCUUUAUUGCCAAUAAAACAUGAACUUCAGAUUUUAUUUGAGU